CUGACUCUACUUCUAAAAUCAUCUACCCAUGUCAUGUUUCUCACUCUCUUUUCCACAACCACUACAUACAUAAAUAGCACUCUUUUGUUCCCUUCGUUUUAGUAUAUAGAAAUAAACAAGCAAACAAACUCACUCCAUGGCUUUUACUUCUACUGCUAAUUUCGUCCAUGGAUCUUCCUUAGCUUGCUGGGAUCUUCAAAAUCUUGGACUUCUCAAUCCAGACAUGUCUUUAGCUUCUUCUUCUUCUCCGUUUUUCUCUUCUCUGGACUCUGAUUUCUCUACUGGGUAUUUAGAAGAUGCUUUGCUCGAAUUUAGUGAACGUUCAAAGCGACGACGUUUGCUUUUGUACACUGGUGAUCAUCAUCAGAUCAAAAAAUCAAAUGAUCAUCUUGCAAAGAGCUACUGCAAUGCAAACUAUGAUUGGGAAAUGUCUGAGAAUUUUAGUUGCAUGAGCUACAUUACGAGCAGCAUUAAUGGAGUUUCAGAUGGACCCAUAAGCACAUCAAUAAGCGAUAUAAGCGAGGAAGCAAACGCAAUUACAGAAAUGAAAACACCAGAAGAGGAAUUAAUAUCAGCUUCCCAUGAAACUCUCGAUUCAUCAUCUUCUCCCUAUAAAGACUCAGCUAAGACCAAAUCCAUUUUCGACAAGGAAAACCAGUUUCAAUCAGAUGAUGAAGAGAAGAGAAAGAAGAGGGUAAUAACAAGGGUAGUAUAUCCAUUUGCACUGGUGAAACCAGGAGGAGUUGAAGGAGACAUGACUAUAAAUGAUAUAAACGAAAGGAUCUUGAUGCCGCCAACGAGGCCGGUAAGGCAUCCUGUAGGUGAUUUUGCUUGUAGGCCAUGUGUGUCGGCAGACGGACUAGGCCUUUCAGGGAAAGCUGUGGUGGCUCUUACAAGAAUUCACACGCAAGGGAGAGGCACAAUCACUAUUAUUAGAACCAAAGGUUAAAUCUCAGAAAUAUGAAAUAUCAGUACUCGUUUUGCUGUGCUUAGUUAGUUCUUGUUUUCUCUCUCUCCCUCUUUGUUUGAAUUGUAUAGAAAAUAUAUGGUUGUAAAAUAGUCACUUUCUAGAGUUAUAGACUCUAUUUGCUUAUUAAUGUUGAAACCUCAAACUUCAUCUUCCAAAUAGUACAAGAAAAAACAGUUUCAACGGUCAAAA
Jatropha curcas is the source of this 1159-nucleotide messenger RNA. RefSeq lists its product as uncharacterized. Gene Ontology annotation, biological process: female meiotic nuclear division; male meiotic nuclear division. The record is from RefSeq and is a predicted model, not a curated record. Lineage: Eukaryota; Viridiplantae; Streptophyta; Magnoliopsida; Malpighiales; Euphorbiaceae.